Molecule: messenger RNA, 2365 nt
Organism: Aphidius gifuensis
Lineage: Eukaryota; Metazoa; Arthropoda; Insecta; Hymenoptera; Braconidae
Product: protein lin-9 homolog
Exons: 4
Coding region: 98-2077 (659 amino acids)
Biological process (GO): DNA-templated transcription; regulation of transcription by RNA polymerase II; regulation of cell cycle
Cellular component (GO): nucleoplasm; transcription repressor complex
Molecular function (GO): DNA binding
Source: RefSeq, a predicted model, not a curated record
GAGAACAACUGAGAAUGGGAAUUAGUACUACGCAGGUGGCGCUUCGAUCUUUCAAACAAACCAUCUGGCCACUCUGAUAAGCACUGAUAGGAGCAACAUGGCUGAUAUGAUUGAGAAUGAAUCAGCUGAAACGCUUCUGUCAAUGAAAAGUGGUGAAUAUUUGUCCGUUGAUGAGAUCAAGACAGAAGUAGACGAAGACUCAAUGGAUAUCGAUGAUAAUCCCGUUUCUAACAAUUCAUUUACCGAGGAUGUUGAUGAAUCCGAGCGAAUGCCAGAACUGGGCCCAGCAGCACUUGGUCUUCAGCGUGUUGGCACAAAACCACCGCCUAAAAAGAAAAAUCCUCCUCAACCAGUUCAAGCUUUGAAUCGACGAGGAAUGCCAGCUAGAAUUCGCAAAAAAAAUAAGCUUUUUUUUGAUGAUGCCCUGGUAAAUCAUCCACAUCACAGAAUUAAAAAAGAAGCUGUAAGAAUAGAAACAAAACAAUCUCCUCGCAAAGUUUCUCGGCCAUCACCAGUAAAAAAACCAUCUAAAAAAAUUGCGCCACCAUCAUCAUCGUCGUCAUCAUCUUCAUCACCACCAGCGUUACCACCUGCACCAUUAUCACCAAGAAUACCGACGCCACCACCUCGAACACCAACUCCACCACCUAGAAUACCUACACCACCACGAACACCAUCACCACCACCACCUUCAUUAUUGUCAUCAUCAACAUCAACUAAAGAAAAGAAAGAUUUAGAAAAACAGACAGCACCUUCAGGUUCUCCCGAUCGUAAAAUUGGCCAAAAAAUUGGCAUGAGACUACGUAAUCUUUUGAAACUACCAAAAGCUCAUAAAUGGGUCUGUUACGAAUGGUUUUACAGCAAUAUUGAUAAGCCACUAUUUGAGGGUGACAAUGAUUUUAUGAUAUGUCUCAAAGAAUCAUUUCCUCAAUUAAAAAGUCGUAAAUUAACUCGUGUUGAGUGGUGUAAAAUUCGGAGAAUGAUGGGAAAACCACGUCGUUGUUCUCAAUCAUUUUUUGAAGAAGAACGUCGUGAAUUAGAAAGAAAAAGACAAAAAAUUCGAAUGUUACAACAAAGGAAAACAGCUGAUGCAAACAAUUUUAAAGAUUUACCUCCAGAAAUUCCGUUGCAAUCUGUUAUCGGAACGAAAGUCACUGCACGAUUAAGAAAACCUCAAGAUGGAUUAUUCACUGGUUGUAUUGAUGCUGUUGACACAAGCAAUAAUACAUACAGAAUAACAUUUGAAAGAGCAGGUCUUGGAACCCAUAGUGUUCCAGACUAUGAAGUUUUGUCAAAUGAGCCACCAGACACAGUAAGCGUUGCUUCAUUUGCACAUAAAUUUCGACCUCGUCAAAUUCAAUAUGUUCCUUCUCCACCCUAUACAUUUAAACUUCGUCCUCCAAACAUAAGUGAUCCAUUGAUAUCAAAUAAUGCUAUUCCAUUUUCAAAAAAAACUCACGUUGGCGGAAAUAUGAAUGGAUAUCCACUCAAGCUUCUUGAGUUAAUGGUAAAAGUUAACAAAAUUUUGGCAUUAAAAAAAAUAAAAAUUGAUAAUAUUAAAGAAAUGAAUGCUGAAGCAGAAAAGAAAAAAUCUUUCGGUGAAUUUUUACCUCUUGGUUUUGAACAAAAAUACGCAGCUAUUGUUGUUGAGCUAGAAAAAAUGAAUACCGCACUCCAAGAAUUUUUAAAUGAUAUACAAGAACUUUGCUUGGAAAUCGCACCUGAGCCAAGUGUUGCUGCUAUGCUUGUGCCUUCUCAUCUUCGAGAAGUGUGCCGACAAGACGCUGCUGACAUGGUGAUUAAAAAUAAUAUUAUUUUUGAUAAAGCACCAACACCAAUGAAUCAACUUGUAAUAGAUUUGACUGCACUGAUGCUUCAAGUUAAGUGUCUUUCAGAUUCAGAUCGAAAUGCGUACGAACUUAAAGUCUUGCAGGGUACAGUGGAACAAUUAAGAUCCUGUUUGACUCCAAAAAAUCAACAAGUUUUUCAAAAUUGUGUGGAAAUUCACAUUCAACACAUUCAACUUGGACUUGGAAAAGUCGGUGCACUUAAACCUUUUAUGAAUUCGAAAGCUUAACUCUAAGCUGACUCAACAAGGUUAACGCUCGAUGUUUACCAAUUCAUCUUUUAAAAUAAAACAAGUCAAGACGACUUUAUCAUAAGAUUUAGUGUAUCGCAUAGUGUAAAACAUACUAUACUUUAUAGAUUAAUUUUAAUAACAAGAUAAAUUAAAAUCAAAAAAUCCUUUGCAUGCUAAUAAAAAAAAAAAAUUAAAUUUCCAAUCUCGACGGAAAAAUACGAAUGGGUCUUUAAAUUUGAUAUUUUGUAUAUUACCUAAAUAAAUUAAUUUUUUUGAUUGUAUUGA